This is a messenger RNA of Vicia villosa (hairy vetch), 1059 nucleotides long. RefSeq lists its product as uncharacterized. The record is from RefSeq and is a predicted model, not a curated record. The coding region runs from base 1 to 1059 and encodes 352 amino acids. The transcript has a single exon. Lineage: Eukaryota; Viridiplantae; Streptophyta; Magnoliopsida; Fabales; Fabaceae.
AUGAUCUAUGGUAUUGUCUUAUUCCCCUCAAGAGAGAACUUUGUGAGUUUGGCGGCGAUUUGUGUCUUUAUGAACAAAAACCCCGUGCCAACGUUGCUUGCAGAUGCUUAUUUUUCGAUCCAUUCGAGAAGUAAGAAGGGAGGAUAUGUUGUUGAUUCUUGUCUUCCAUUGUUGUAUCAGUGGUUCAUGUUGCAUUUGCCGGUGAGAGGACCUUUUGUGCUCAAGAAGAGUUCUCUUAAGUGGUCAGAUAGGAUUGUUAACCUCACAUCUUAUGACAUCAGGUGGAACUAUUGUGUGGGGAAGAUUUGGAACAUCAUCACUAGUUGCGGUCAAUAUCCCAACGUUCCUCUCAUGGGAACCAGAGGUUGUAUUAGUUAUAAUCCCACGCUCGCCUAUCGUCAAUUGGGAUAUGCAAUGGAAAGGGCUCAGAAUGAUGUAGAAGCGUUUGAAUUAGUGUACUUUGCUGAUGGUAAAGAUCCUCUGGAGCUAGAGAAGAUAUCGUAUGCUUGGACUAAAGUCCAUAGAAGGGAUCAGACUACUUUGAGCAAGAAGGUUCCUAUUGUUAUGGGUCCUUACAGGAAAUGGGUUGAGGCAAGAGUGGCAAAUCUGUUGCUGCCAUUUGCGAAGUCAUGUCCAUUGUAUGAGCAACCUCCCGUGGUUUUAUCUGAUACAGUUGCGGCUGAACUCUAUAUUCAAGCCGAAGCGGACAACAUCAAACUAAAAGCAAAGGACAAUGAGGUUGGCUUGGAGAGGUAUUUUCAAGAUCACGAAAAGGCGGAAUUAGCUCGUAAGGUCAAGCAUGCGCAAGGUGAAGGUUCAAACAUGACACGUGCCCAAAGGCGAUCUCAUGACUUGAUGGAAGAAAGCUUGUACCGAAAACAGCAGGAAUGUGCGAAGUUGCGAAGGUCCAAAAACAAUAGCAAGAGAAAGGUGCCAGAUUCGGAAAAGCAAUUGAUCGAAGAGAAGGCCAAGUCGGCUCGACUUGAAGAAGAGCUCGCAAGCCUCCGAGCCCAACAAAGAGGAGAUGGGGAGGCUCAUUCUUUUAUCAGACGGUCCUAG